Thlaspi arvense is the source of this 1470-nucleotide messenger RNA. Lineage: Eukaryota; Viridiplantae; Streptophyta; Magnoliopsida; Brassicales; Brassicaceae. The record is from the annotation of a GenBank genome assembly.
AUGGGAGAAGAAGGAAGAAUGCAAAUUCAAUGCAAAGCCCUAACUUUUACAGUUUCUUCGAUUUCCUGUAACCCGAAGCUACAAUUCCGAUCUUCAAUCUCUGUACGGUCAUGGAAGCCUCCACUCCCGAGUUUCAGGAGCUCUGUUUCCGGAGCAAAGUCAGUGGCUUUUAACAAGUUUAUAAGAAAUUGCUCAAGUCCGAAUCAGGAGCUUGUUGUUGAGGGAGGAAGCGGAAAUGGGUCGAUUUCUCCGGCGACGGAGGAAGUGAUUGAGCUUGCAGGAGGAGAUACAAACGACGGUUCGAUUGCUCCGGUUGAAUUGGAAGUAGAAGAAGUGACGAAAGAAGGCGACUUGGCGAAUCAAAGCAUUUUGGGACAGAUGAAAGAGAUCGUGAUGUUUACGGGACCUGCGGCUGGAUUGUGGCUAUGUGGGCCGUUGAUGAGUCUCAUUGACACGGCCGUAAUUGGUCAAGGAAGCUCUCUCGAACUCGCUGCUUUAGAUGCGGUUGCUUUCUUCCCUUUGCUAUGUUCGAGGAACAGUAAUCCAAAUUUCAUAACGGAUGAAACAGGUCCUGCAACCGUCGUGUGCGAUUAUUUGUGUUAUACGUUCAUGUUCCUCUCUGUUGCGACUUCAAAUCUUGUUGCCACCUCUCUUGCUCGCCGGGAUAAGGAUGAAGUACAACAUCAGAUAUCGAUCUUGCUUUUCAUCGGGUUGGCUUGUGGAGUCAUGAUGUUGGUGUUUACAAGACUGUUUGGUUCCUGGGCACUAACUGGGGCAAAGAAUGCUGAGAUUGUCCCGGCCGCCAAUACAUAUGUCCAGGUUGUUGCAGCUUACAUGAUGAUGGACGCAUUGAACAAGAAAGGAUACAGCGCCUUCUCACUCUGUGUUCCUUCUCCAAGUGAACUCUUGACCAUCUUUGGGCUCGCUGCCCCAGUCUUUAUAACUAUGAUGUCAAAGGUUUUGUUCUAUACGCUCCUUGUGUACUUUGCUACAUCAAUGGGUACAAGCGUCAUAGCCGCUCAUCAGGCCAGAAUGCUUCUGAAGUCGCUUGUUAUCAUCGGCGCUACACUAGGAAUAGUAGUGGGAACCAUUGGCACAGCAAUUCCAUGGCUGUUCCCUGCCAUCUUCACACACGACAAGGUUGUCACAUCCCAGAUGCACACGGUCAUAAUACCAUAUUUUCUUGCUUUAUCCAUCACUCCAAGUACUCACAGCCUUGAAGGCACCUUACUGGCUGGAAGAGAUCUUAGAUAUAUCAGCUUGUCAAUGACUGGAUGCUUCGCCGUUGCAGGGCUUGUACUUAUGCUUCUGAGCAACGGAGGAUUCGGCUUGAGAGGCUGCUGGUACGCUCUCGUGGGAUUCCAAUGGUCUCGGUUUUCUCUAGCCCUUGUGCGUCUUCUAUCGCGGGACGGUGUGCUCUUCUCGGAAGAUACAAGCCGAUACGCAGUGGAGAAAGUGAAAGCUGCUUAG